CACAAAACACAGAGGGAAAUGACUACCUCCAAGGAAACCUCCGUCCAGGAGCUUCCUACCGACGCGGAGCCUUCAAAAAGCGAAACGUCCACCUCCCUCAAGACUUCCGCUCAAGAUCUUCUUACCAACAUGGAGUCGUCAAACUUGCGCGACGAAGACUCUGGCAACAUCCCCUCCACCGAUGUACAGGAAGUUUGCGCUUCUGACGAUCCCCUCUUCGAAUACUUCCCAGAUCUUCCCCUCGAACUCCGCCAGAAGAUCUGGAAGCACGCAAUUCCCCUCUUUCCACGUAUCGUCAUGUUCGACCUCUCCGACAGCAAUCGCAACCGAGCCAUGAUAUACACUCCAUCCACUCAAGACAAAUGGGUCGUCUCAGUCAGCUCUCCCGCGACACUACUUAAUGUAUGCCACGAAGCCAGAGAGGAGAUUUUGCAGUACUACGACACUCCUCUGGUUGAUCAUGGAACCACGCUACGUCCUAGUUGUAUCCUAAUCAACCUCGAAAUCGACCUGCUGUUCUUUACUUCGCUUGAUACCUUUGUCAAGGCUAACUACAGAGAGGGACUCUACGAUUGCAUUCAGCAAAUCUUCGGUCCUACAUACGGAAACAAGAUCAGAGAAGAAUUGCGCCACCUUGCGAUCGAUCACAAAUUGGCACUGAAAAUCUGUGACCCAAUUUCGCUCAACCCUCCUUCCCACGCAGGUUUCAACUUGGAGUAUAUGGAGAUUGUGUUUGAUUUGAGCUACAGGAAGAUGCCCCGUCGGAAGGUGUAUCGUGGGGACGGAUUGUGGAGAAACCCGCUAUGGAACGAUUUCGAUGAGGAUCGACAAGCUCAACUUAUGAAGUGGGGCGCUGUGGAUUUUACAGAGGGGCGGGGUGCGGUAUUGGUCAAGGAUGAUACGGACUCGGAAGUUUCUUCAUCAAUCUCUCCCUCCGGAAACCUGAUUCUCCGUGCAUCCAAGCCAGUAUACGUACUUUGAGAUGAUGGGAGAUUGACGAAGCUGGA
This is a messenger RNA of Mollisia scopiformis, 1007 nucleotides long. RefSeq lists its product as uncharacterized. Bases 19 to 981 code for a protein of 320 amino acids. NCBI's taxonomy places the organism in Eukaryota, Fungi, Ascomycota, Leotiomycetes, Helotiales, Mollisiaceae. The record is from RefSeq and is a predicted model, not a curated record. The transcript has a single exon.